GUUUCCGGGUCUUUCCGGGCCCUCUCCCAUUGACAGGAGUUAUCAGGUGUGAAUGAACCUCACAGUCCUACAUGAGCGGGAUAACAUUAAACAGAGAUUCCUGCUUUGACUUGAAGAUGUCCGAUUUUCAGGAUCACACAGACUCUUACAGACGGCCCGGAGAUGUUACUGAACAAACACCGUCCGGAUACAAAGAGGAGGAGCUCCACCACCAAAACAAACAGCUCGGGAUGAUUUCAGCACCUGAAAUAAAACUGCAACACACAGGUUAGUCAUCUGUUGUCUGUUGGAAACGUUUAUACCAGGGGUCGGCAACCUUAGACACACGAAGAGCCAUUUGGACCAGUUUCCCACGGAGAGAAAACACAGGGAGCCACAAACCCCUUUGACAUCUAAAAUAAAGAUAACAUUACAUAUAUCUGGGUUUUUUUUUACCUUUGUGCAAAGAAUAUAAAAAACUGUAGCAAGUUGCAUUUAUGAACUAAAUGAACUGCUGCAGAGGAAAAGAAAUGUCAUUUCUGCAGGCAAACAAAAAUAUUUCGAACAGUUAGAAAUAACCUUAAAGACCCACUUCCAUGAAAAUCAUGUUUUUCUUAUUGUUUACAUGUUCAUAUAUCAUUUUCAUGAUGCUACAGGACAUAUCAUGAGUAAUAUAAGAGCCAAAUUGCAUUUCUGAGUGUUUUUGCAUCCUAAUCUCUGUGAAUCUCUGGCAGACCCAAACGGUUGUCUCAGACACAGUGAGAUUUUCUAUGUCAUAAUUCCAAGCUCCGCCCUCUGAGCCCUGCUAUGCAGAGGAUGAUCGCGCAACAAGCGUGGAUAAAAAACACAAUUUCACUGAAUAAUGUACAAUAUAUUUUUGCAAAAUAACAUCCGAUUAAAAUGUGAAAUUUACUUGCUUAGUGUGCCUUUCGCUCCUGAUCCUCAGUGCACAGCGUCUCCACAUCCAGGCUGAGUGACGUCACACAGGUUUUCAGUUUUCCCAAGUCGACAGUUAUGAUGCCUAUUUUGAGGGAUAAAAAUUUUUAACAUGGUUUAUUUAAUGUUACAAGGGCAUUAUAAUCUUUAAAUUUAUAAUUACAAAAAAACUAAAAUAAAAUAAAUUUAAAUUAAAUAUUUAUUAUUUAUUUUCCAAAUCUACAGGGAGUCGCAGCUUAGGGAAGAAAGAGCGGAACCUUUAGCUCCAGUCCUCGUCCUCUCUUAGCUUCUAAAAUCUGAUGUCUGGUCCCGAAGACGCUGUUCUCUUUUCUGUGACGGUGAAAAUUCCUCCUUCAGCGUCUCUUGUUCUAUUUUUAAUAUUAGUGGUUAAAUUACACAAACUGCUCAUACUUGUUUAUUGCACAUUACUUGUUCAUAUUUGUUAGUUUUGUUGGCUGUGCUUGGAUUGAUACUCGGUUAGCAUUUACUGACAUUAACUAAACUGGUUGUUGGUGUAUUUAAGCAGUCCUGGAUAUUCAUAAAUGAUAGGUUAGCCUGGUGAAGGUCUGUGCUGGACUUCUUAAAAUUUAACCAGAAAGUCCCAUUGAGAUUUAAAAUCUCUUUUGCAAAAGAACCUGGCCUGUGUAGCAGUUAUACAGAGUCACAACCACAAAAAAAACUCACAAAUAACACAAUCAACAGAUCUGAAACACAUGUUCAAAAACAUAUCUGAUUUUAAAAAACACACACGCUUCUGAAACGGAAACAUAAAUUUAUAACAAUGGGCAACGUGCCUUUUUUUCUGAUAUAUUUUCUGUCUUCUGUGCUGUUAUUCCUACACAUGCUCUGACUGAUUAAAUUACACUAACACAACAAUAAAGGGGUAGGACUCGAUAAGUUUUAUCAACUUCAUCCUACACCCUUUCGAACAAAGUACGAUUAUCUAUGUUGCUACAGAGCUGUCUCUUUAUUUGUUUUUCUGCCAAAGCACAUUGUAUAUUGUAUUUUUUUUGUUUUUCUUUUAACCUGUUCGAACAAACAAAAAAAAUAAAACCACGUUCUGUAUAAUACUCUUAAAUUUGUUAAGACAUGAUAGCGCAGGUCUGUCAAAACCCGGGGUUCAGUACAUUACAGAACAGUUGUCUUUUUUUUAUCAAAUGUCUCAAUGUCAUGUCUGAUAAAAACAUUUUGUGUUUCUUCAGUGUUUCCUGCCGACAUCCAGCAGCUGGUUAUAAAAGAAGAACCUCCUGAGCAGCAGGAGUGGAGCCCCAGUCUGGACCAGAGGGACACCAAACCUCUGCACAUUAAAGAAGAACUCUGGAGCAGUCAGGAGGGAGAGCAGCUUCAGGCAGAAGAUGAGAGUGAUACCUCUGAGUUCCCAUUCACGAUUGUCACAGUGAAGAUUGAAGAUGCUGAAGAGAGCCCUCAGUCCUCGUGGCUUCAACGACAAACUGAACAGGUGGACACACAGGCUGAUGAGAAGGACUAUGAGGGUUCAGAACAAGCCAGGAACUUGGAUAUAGAAAGACAUUUACAACAAGAAACAGAUGAUGAAAGUGAAGAGUCUUCUGAACCUGAGACUGAUGACAGCGGCGACUGGGAGAAGACAGAAAAUCAGCCAGAUCUGAACUUUCUGGAAGAUAACAGACCCAACCCCAAUAACUGCUCACUGUGUGGUAAACUAUUGGAAAAAAGUGUGCGUCUUAGUGAACAAAUGGCAAAUCACACUGGAGAGGGGUCCCUCAGCUGUCUAGACUGCAGGAAAAGAUUAAGUCAAAAUUCUGGUCUGACAACUCCCACAGUAGAGAAACCCUUUGGCUGCUCUGAGUGUGGUAAAAGAUUCAACCAUAAAUCUGGUCUGUCAGCUCACAUGGCACAUCACUCGGGGGAGAAACCCUUCAUCUGCCCUCAGUGUGAGAAAAGGUUUUACUAUAAAAGCUCUCUGGCCAUACACAUGAGCGUUCACACGAAUGUAAAACCGUUCAGCUGCCUGGAGUGUGGGAAGAGAUUUCGUCGAGAGUGUAAUCUGACAGUUCACAUCAAACAUCACACAGGAGAGAAACCCUUUAGCUGCUCUGACUGUGGCAAGAGAUUUACUCGAAAAGGAAGUCUGAUUGGACAUAUGAUCAUUCACACCGGAGAGAAACCCUUCAGCUGCCCUGACUGUGGAAAAAGAUUCAGCCGAAAGUCUGGUCUGGCAAUUCAUAUGAAACAUCACACAGGGGAGAAACUCUUUAGCUGCUCCGAGUGUGGAAAAAGAUUCACCCAAAAGUGCAAUUUGACUGCACACAUGCUAAUACACACAGGAGAGAAACCCUUCAGCUGCCAAGACUGUGGUCAUAGAUUUACCCGGAGAGGACGUCUGAGGGAACACAUGCGACUGCACACAGGAGAGAAACCCUACAGAUGCCCUGAGUGUGGAAAAAGAUUUCACCAGAAAGGAAAUCUGACCAAACAUUUGGUGGUCCACACAAAAGAGAAAUCCCUCUCCUGCUCUCAGUGUGGGAAAAGAUUUAAUCACAGGUCUGAGCUCACAGCCCAUAUGGCUGAUCACAGGAGCUAGACACCUUCUUACUGUAAUCCUUAUUAUUCUUAUCAAUAUUUAAUAAUGUUUAUAAUUUAUUUGUCAGUUUUUAUAUAUGAAUCACAUUCAAAAUAUGAGAAAAUGAGAAACUGAUGAGAAACUGUUAUUAGGCUCCACCAUGAUAGAAAGAGAAACCCUCUUCAGACAUGUGGGGUCAUAAGCAGAGAGACACACACGUGUUGAGCUCUGGUUUCCCUAAAAGAGUUGGAUGUAAAUAAACAGACUCCAAACAUUCAGUUUGUCAUGUGUGAAUCAGUGUUGGAAUCCCCGUGAAAGCAUAAUAAAUAAGUAAACCAGAA
Molecule: messenger RNA, 3798 nt
Organism: Xyrichtys novacula (pearly razorfish)
Lineage: Eukaryota; Metazoa; Chordata; Actinopteri; Labriformes; Labridae
Source: the annotation of a GenBank genome assembly